CGACAAGAGAGCAAGUCCGGAAAGCAUAGCAACUGCUCCCCGGANAUAGACGUUCCAUAGGACGAAGGAAUGACAAUAACCAUAUCUUCACUAGAGCGACAAGAGAGCAAGUCCGGAAAGCAUAGCAACUGCUCCCCGGAUUACSCCACGAUGGUUCUGGUUCAGUGCCCUUCGUCCACCGCAACGGCGAAUGUCGCCGACAAUGUAACUACUCCCAACAAACCACGCCUGGAUAGUGGGAUCAAACGCACCGUGGGACGAAGCAGGAGACGAAGGCCAAUGRCAGGCACUCCAAGUACUGCUGCUWUAGAUAGUGCGGUUGACAAGGAGAAUCGUCGGCAUUGUCGUUCUGCUAGACACAAGGCAAACAUUACGUCGACGCCUGUCCAAAGCAGCGGAAAGGAUAUCUAUUCGAUACACUAUCAUGACGACGACGAAUUUGUUUCGCUUGCGGAAACAAAGGACGAGCACUCCUCCUCUCACUUGCCCAUUGCUGCGUCUCUUACRGAGACUACCGCCCAAUACGAUAUCCAGAACGAUGGCCAGAUUUUUGAGGCUUGCUGUAGAGAAUUUCGACGGUCGUCAAAAAAAGCGUCGGUUCCAUUCAAAUUAUGGAGAAUCUUUCCGGACCUACCCGACACAAUAAUUCGCAUGUCUCUCUCCAAAUCCAUCACUGCAGAAUCUCUGGGACUUACUGAGCAUUCAACCGCUUUGUUAAAUUUUUCCAGGAAACUUAUCAAGGACGUAAAUAGUGCAGCCAAGUCUCCCAGGGACAAUCUGUUUGUUGCGGUCCAUGUGUUGAGGUCGGUGUCAUUUGUUUUCGCAGAUACGGCGACGAUAGAGCAGAAGGAAUCCUUACUAAAAUUGUUCUACCACUUGAUUACUGUAGCUGUUGAUAUAGAAGGAACAAAAGGUGGGAAUAAUUCACAAGAAAACGGUGACAAACAUCGAUUGAAAUGGAUCGCCAUUGCAGGAUAUGAAGGACUGGCAAGUAUCUUGUCUCACUAUUCGAUAAAACAGAAAUUUAAUGAAGGAGAACAACGAACUGUAUCCUUCCAAUUGACACGAAAUGAUUUUGCAGAUCAAAAUUUAAUUGACGAAAGGAUAAUCUUUGCGGUUCCAUCUACUGCCAGGAGGAAAUUGGUAGACUCGAAAACAUCCUCUUUUGGAACCAUGAGCAUACGACAAUUGUCUACCAUUGCAUUGAAAACCACCAUGGUCGUCGCGAAAGCGAUACUGCAUCUUGACCCGAUAGAAUAUGGAUGCUUGUCAUCGUGCUACGGGAGUUUAGCAAUCAUCCCAGCAUUGGACUUCUGCAAUGAGGGCGAAAAAGGAACCUGUCGUUUCCAACGAAUUGCUUUGAGGAUACUGCGACAGAUAUAUGGUCCUUGGCUCUCGCUAUUAGCAAGUGACAUGAUAAACGAGCGAGAAGUUGCUAAGGAAGUCAUUUCAUACUCGAAAAGCACACAUCGGUUGCUUUGGGAUGCGGCAUCGACACUAAAGUCUCGUUCCUCCCCCGACAGACCCAAAAAAUGYACCAGCUGUAGCAACGACAACAAUCACAACAAAAUCAUCGAAAGYGAUUGUUUAGAACUCCGGAAGCAUGCAAUUUUGCAUCUCUUACCGUGCACCGGUGUUUCGGAGAUAGAUUUGUUGAUACGGAAGACGUCUCUUGAAAAUGGAUGCACAUAUGCCUGGAAAGCUGCUAUGGUAUUUUCUCAGCACAUGGCAUCGUGUUCAUCUGAUGCCCCUGCGGGUAAAUCGUUGCUAUCCAAAAUGUAUACCGAGUUGGAGUCGACGUUUGCCAGAUUCGUUGAUAUGGAUCCGGUUGUACCUCUUGGAUUAAUUGAAUAUAAAGUUUACAAAACUUUACAUUUGGGUUCAUUUUCGACGACAACCAUCGAUAUUCUGAAUCAUACGCGUUCCGACUCCAUCGAAUUUAGCAUCGGUGAYGACGAGUUACAGAAUGGAAACUACAGAAUACUUUUCUAUAUACUAGAACUUGGACUUCUGAGCAAAACGAGAAUUGAAUCAUCGUCCAAUAUCGAAAAAUCAAUGACUGCUACUACUUCGACAUCCUUGUUGGAUAAACUGAUACUAAGUUUCAAUCAGCAGAUAACAUUUCAACUCGACAAGUUCUCUAGCGACGUUUUGAAUCGAGUUUUGAAAGCCUUUUGCAACCUGUCGCUACAUAAAACUCUGUAUCUAUGGAUAAAACAACAACGCAAUUCGGGAGAUCAAUCUGCGACAAACCUAUCGGAAAGCGAACUCUUCACUGUGUCGACCAUUCUAACAGAAUGUCUUGGUCCAUUCAUGUCGGUCUUUGUGCAUAAAUAUCCGCAAAAGGCMCCACAACUUGUUGACUUGGUGAUGGAAUGCUUCCUUCGGCCUUUAUCUUUUUACGAGUACAUGCUGAUUCAGCGACAAACGGAAGAUAAUGAAUACAAGCGGAGGCGUUUUGAAAGGCACUUGCAUAUAUCAACAGUUAUUUGCGAAAAACUCGCUGACAUCUUCACCAACUUUGUGCRACGACGAAACGAUUUUAUCGUUCCAAUACAUAGCUUGGAAAAAGCAGCGAAGGUAGGGAAAUUAUGUUUUUCUACAAAUCGAGCGACCSAAUAAAUUUUGUAUGUUGUCAAGUAUUCAACUUACCAAACUUGUCCUUUUUACCCCAGUCCUUAUAUGUCAUGGCGAAAGAAAGGAAUGAAAGAUCUCUUGGAGUAGAGUGCAUUCCGCCUUUGCUAUUUUCUAUAAAGCUUUAUGAUAAGCUUGAUGUGCUAAAUGGUCACAAAAAAGAUUAUCAAAUGUCCUCAAGGUUAUUUUUCUUAUCGUCUAUUUUCAUGUCGAAUGGUAAGGCCUACGAAUCCUUUUUUGUGUCUUGCAUGGUGAUAAAUCGCGAAUCACAAAAMAAAUCCGCUACUGCCACCUCGUCGGCAGAAUCAAAAGAGCAAAAUUUGUUAAAUUAUUUUGCUGCACUAAGCUGGGGACUUCUACCUCCGUCGUCCGACGAAGCUCCAAUGUUACCUCAAACAAUAAGAACGYUGUGCCGUCAAAUGGCAUUGAACGUGGGAAACGCCGAGAAGUGGAGUAUGACCGAAGGGUUGAUAGCACAUGYAGACGAWUCAUUCGUGSAUUGCUUAAUCGAAUCAUUUCAUGAAGAAUCCACAGGUAACGAAUCUAUGUUUCAAACAAUUCACCCCAUUGAUUCCAUCAGACURCURCUCGAUUUCGAAAAUAUUAUCGAUGAUGAAAGGAGAUUGGUACACWUAUUUUCGGUACUUGAAAUAACUAUCCAAGUCGGCCAAUCGAUGGGACAGCUUUCCCGUGAUUCAGAUGGUAACGGAACACAAAUCGAAGAUACUUUGCACAAUUAUUCGUGCCUACACAAUCUCCUCCAAAAGGCAAUCAUUGACCUUGAUUUGGAAUGCACUCGCUCUUUGCUUGGUCUACUCGAUCUCAUUGCUUCAGCUAGUUUAGUCCCAGAUAUAAGCAGAAGUAUGAGAAAGAAUGCCUUUCACUCCGAUCACGUCUUUGGAUUUGAUACUCCGCUGGUCAAUACUGCCAUGAGUAUAACAAAGGACUGUCUUGAACAACUCAAACUAUCAGUCGGCUUUCGCAACGAAAGAACGUCAGGAUUAUUAUGCGAGAGUCUUCGAAUCACACUACUCAGUCUUCUCGUUAUGCUUCAGCGAAGGUUAAGAGAGACAGAUUGCUUCAACGAUUUGUUAACCGAAUGCGUGAGCGUUGCCGAAGCAAUUGUAAGUUCGGAAAAUGAAAUCGACUCYAGGUCAAUUCGCUGGACGAUUUGGACGAUCACUAUUGUCCAGAAUGAAUUAGAAAUUAUAGCUGAUCAUGAUAGGGCUGCUAUUCUAUCACUAUGGACAUUGGCACUGGCCAAAAAAAUUGAGCCUUACCAACCAUGGUUUCAAGCUKCGGCAAUGACGGCCUUUGCGAAGGAAAGYAAUGUUACAAGAAUGAAUGAUUCCGUUACAAUCGCCUCUUGUGUUGUUACUACAGCUCACGGGUCUCCAUUUUGGAUUUUUGAGAAAGAGUUUCAACUCUGCAAACUUCGUUCCGAGGCAUUGAAGCUUGAUGCUCACGCCCAGGAAUCGUUUUGUACACAAAUGCAACRAGUGGAAGACAUUCAACUGGAACUCGAAAAAUCGAUGGUGGAAAAAGAUGAUGACAUGUUUGUMCUACACACUUGGGUUUUAUCAACCGCAUACAUCGUACAGUGCGAUAUCUCAUUGGUCUUUGGAUGUUAUCUUACAGCAUCAAAGACUGCGCAGAUGUGCCAAAGACUUUGCCAAAUGAUAAUGAAAAGAGCUUCAUUCAGGGUUAAAAAGUCCGACAACUGGAUGUCAGUCAUAGCAACUUCGACGGUUCUGACAAGAGCGUCACAGAGGUAUAUACAAGUUCUAUUUCGUAGGUCAAAUCUCCAAUAUCGACUKGGGGACCACCGCAAAGCUAUUGCGUACAUGCGCUCUGUACUCGAGUAUUUAAAGAUCGAUCCAGAUUCUUUGACUCUGAAAGAGAGGCAUGAUGUUGCACCUAAGGAYUUGGGUGUGUCUUUGGGCUUGGCAACACAGAUUCGUCACUUUCUCGAAGUGAAAAGCUGGGCUUCUACGAACGACACCACGGUGCAAGAGCUUUCUUACAUCAAACCAAAAGAUCUCAAACGUUGUUACUCCAAUGAUUCCUACCAAAGUCAAUUAUCAAUCGUGCAUUCAAUCCAAGAUAUGAUUGUUGGUAAGCCGAAACAAUGCAAUGUUGGACAUGAGUACUCUGAUGUUGAAAUUAAUCWUACCUCAACUUGUCUUCCCAUUUUUCUUCACAAGUCGGUGACAUCCUUUAUGGUGAUUCAAUGUCCAUAAAAUUUCAACAAACAUUUCAUUCCUUUUAUCAAGAGGCUGCAGCAUUGAUAGCUGAGAAGGCUGGGAAUAUCAAAGAGAURCCGUUAACCGCACCGAUAAAUAUGCAAGGAGCACUGGGAAUGCCAGUUUUCAACAAGGUGAAGCUACGCGACAUUCGUGGACUGCUGGAAUCUUCACACGAAUUGGAGAAGGAUWUGAAAAUGACCAUUCGCAAUUUAUGCAUUCACAUCGRAGAAAGUGAAUUCUCAAGUCCAGAAGACAAGGCAUGGUCGCUGUAUUACCUCGGAGUUCUGGAACUAGACAAUGCUAGACGAUCGGGCGCUCUGCAUCAAAUGUGGAAUGAYCAUGGUUGUGGUGAACAUUCAUGUUCUAGCUCAUCCGACGAUGAAAAUAUUCGUUUCUCRAGGCUAUAUCUAUCUAAAGCCUUGSUACAUUCGACGUCAGGUAGUGAUAUUUUCAGAAGAAACGUUCUUCGUAGUCUUGCUCUAGCACAAGGUCCAAAGAACAAUGAUGGCAUUGGAAACUCAGCCGGAAUACUUGUUUUGACUUCGAUUGGACAAUCAAUUCGAAGGAAACUGUCAUAUUCUUUUGACCAGGACCGGGAAUCGCACGAGGGAGAAUCUCUAAGRAAUUUGAGAGAUGUUUUCAGCUUCUUUGAUGUUGCAUCCGAAUCUGACAAAGAGAGAGAUGAAAAAAUCUCUGAGUUUCUUAGAGAGCUUGCUGUCCGAACUCCUAGCAAUUGGGAAUAUGUUGCUCCUGUGAUAUGUCCUUCUGGAGAAYUGCUCGUCGUUAUUGUWCGAAAGACAAAUCUGAAUCUGAAGGAAUUUGUGAUUUCAACGAAGUGUAUUUUUUCCCUAAGAGGAGAAAAUGCUUAUGACAAUAUUAUGAAACCAUUAGACAGCAUACUGGCCAGGGUUCAAGAACAUCUCAGUAAUGGAGUGGAUGCAUCUCUUCUUUCUAAAAGCGUUGACAAAGAGGCCAUCAAGAGGCAAUGGUGGAACGAACGCAAUCAGCUCGAUGCUGAGAUGUGCGGCUUGCUAGAAUAUGUAGAAUCGCUUUAUUUUGCAAGCGUCUUUGAUUCGAAUAAGAGGCUUUCAAAUUGUCCCGGGUCGUGUACAGAUUUCGAAGAGYUUCCAUCUGGAAACUUGGCGGCACGAUUCGAAGCUGCAUUAAAUGAUGGCGAUGACGACAAAAAUUCUUGCUAUUCUAAGAAAGAGCAUCAAGAGGAGGUUGAUAUUCUAAAGAAACUUACUGUACCUAAGUUGAAAGAUAGACUACUUUCCAUCGGUGCAGAAAAGUCUCAAUUAAGAAAGUUGCGAAAACUCGAUCUGAUUGAACUAUUGAUCCAAAUGGAGCGAGAAAAAUGUGACACCAAAAAAAACRAAGUCGAAGCUAAAGCACAAUAUUGCGAGAAAUCUGACGAUCCCGGCACCUGUCUCUUUUUGAUUCUAGACGAAAACCUACACCGCUUUCCGUUCGAAGGUAUGCCCGUCCUUGAAGCGAAGACGGUAUGCCGAGUUCCAUGCCUUUCCUUUGUACUUGCAACACUUUGSGAAUUCCAUGGUGCGCCCGACAACAUUCCAUUGGUUGAUCCAUGCAACGUAACGUACGUUGUCGACCCCGAAAACAAUCUGCAAGCCACACAGAAACGCAUUUUGCCAGCCCUUGAGAGCCUUGCCUCGUCUCACAAGUGGGAUUGGGACGGGAGAGUGGGCGAAACCCCGCCUGUUUCCUUCUUYUCGGAGGGUUUGAGUAAGAAAUACGGCCUGAUGAUGUACUUCGGACACGGUGGUGCUCAGGUUUGUUUCUCACGCAGGCUGGUCGAGGAGCUCAUCGCUGUACGGUCACCAAGCUUGCGUGAUCAAACCGAGAGCAACAAACCUUGCCGGGCGGCCGUGAUUCUCAUGGGCUGUAGCAGCGGCAAACUCGUCUCGAUCAACAGGAAAAAUUCCAGCUCGGUGGAACAAACUCCCCUUUACUACGAACCAGAGGGUGUUGCCUUGUCCUAUCUAUGUGCCGGAGCUCCCUGCGUUGUCGGGAAUUUGUGGGAUGUGACAGACAACGAUAUUGACAGGUGAGUGGUUGUUAUUCUCGAUCGGUCGRCUYSGCUCGGCUCGGAUCUUGCUGUGUUUAUCCUAUCGSAGAGCUGUUUUCUAUGGUCUCCCGGCCCUCACUCCACUUUUGUGUGUGCGUUGUUUGCMUGUCGGAACCGUCCGCACGCUUUUUCCGAACCAGGUUUUCCAUAUCUCUCCUGCAGCACUUUUUUGGCCGGGAACRKACCAARCAGGGACGACGGGGCGGCGUGAGCCUCGCGGAGGGAGUCUCCCUUUCUAGGUCGGCGUGCAAGCUCCGGUACCUAGUAGGAUGCGCCCCCGUGUGCUACGGCGUCCCGGUGCAUCUCCUCGGAGCCAACACCGGAACGCCUCCGGAUCCUUUCCGAUGAGAAACGUGCGUGCACGUGUGCAUGGAUCGUGACGCAUGACUACCGCCCRUGGCAGACCAUGAAGCCGAACCGUCUAGAGAAGAAUUCUAUAAUAAUAAUAACACUAUACU
Molecule: messenger RNA, 7427 nt
Organism: Pseudo-nitzschia multistriata
Lineage: Eukaryota; Bacillariophyta; Bacillariophyceae; Bacillariales; Bacillariaceae
Source: the annotation of a GenBank genome assembly